This is a messenger RNA of Brachypodium distachyon (stiff brome), 900 nucleotides long. Its product is annotated as coatomer subunit zeta-3. Gene Ontology annotation, biological process: intra-Golgi vesicle-mediated transport; retrograde vesicle-mediated transport, Golgi to endoplasmic reticulum; intracellular protein transport. Bases 153 to 686 code for a protein of 177 amino acids. The record is from RefSeq and is a predicted model, not a curated record. Lineage: Eukaryota; Viridiplantae; Streptophyta; Magnoliopsida; Poales; Poaceae. Gene Ontology annotation, cellular component: COPI vesicle coat. The transcript has 6 exons.
AAGGGCAAAAUAAGAACUUCUCCUCGUUGUCAUUUCUGUUCGUCUUGGUCGCCUUCCCUGCCCUUGCGCUUGCACAGCACAGCAAUCGGCGACGCAAUCCCUCAGGCCAUCACUCGCUUCUUUCCCCACGCUCGCAAAUCUACCUUUCCGAGAUGGGGUCCUGCCCUUCGGUUAAGAACAUUCUUGUGCUGGAUUCCGAAGGGAAGCGCGUGGCCGUGAAGUACUACAGCGAUGAAUGGCCCUCCGUGUCUUCCAAGUUAGCUUUCGAGAAGUCAGUCUUUGUGAAGACCCAGAAAACGAGUGCUAGAACAGAAGCUGAGGUAGUAAUGUUUGAUGGUUACAUCAUUGUCUACAAGUUCAUCCAAGAUCUACACUUCUUUGUAACCGGAGGAGAUGAGGAGAAUGAGCUCAUUUUAGCGUCAGUUCUUCAGGGGUUUUCUGAUGCUGUUGGCCUACUUCUCAGAAACAAUGUAGACAAAAGGACUGCACUCGAAAAUCUUGAUCUCAUCUUUUUAUGCCUUGAUGAAGUUGUUGAUGGAGGGAUUGUUCUUGAAACAGAUGCAAAUCUGAUAGCUGAGAAGGUAUCAGGUCAUGGAUUGGAAGGAGCUGGAUCAUUCACUGAGCAGACAAUAAGCCAAGCCCUGGCGACAGCAAGAGAGCACUUUGCAAGGUCACUUCUCAAGUAAGAGGUUGGCAUCCUUCAGGUUGACGAUGAGCUGUUGUCGAAAUGGGGUCCCGUAGCUCAGUCCGCCCGAUUUGUGAGAAAGAAAGAAAGUGAACUGAAUCUUUGUGUGUGAGUUGAUCCGUUAUUGUGGCCGUCGACAUUUUGUUGCUGGGAUGUAUCUGCAGACCGACUGGUUAACUAGUCUAUUAAGAUUUUUCAGAAGCUUGUGUGCAGCA